This is a messenger RNA of Bombus impatiens (common eastern bumble bee), 1821 nucleotides long. Its product is annotated as piggyBac transposable element-derived protein 4-like. The transcript has 2 exons. Bases 223 to 1098 code for a protein of 291 amino acids. Lineage: Eukaryota; Metazoa; Arthropoda; Insecta; Hymenoptera; Apidae. The record is from RefSeq and is a predicted model, not a curated record.
CCAUUUGCAUCUAAGCGUGGAUUAAUCAACGCGCUGCGACUGUCUUCUAUCACCAAGCGCGGAAUAAUCCACGAGACUGCGACUGCUUUUUAUUCCAGUCGCUAAGUAUUCUUAAGAUGUGGGAGAUCACGUUUUACCCGUUUGUGAGCAGCUCGCCUAUAUCAGUUCAUUAUUUUCUAAAUAAGUUUUACUUUUGUUGUGAAAAUCUUUUUAACUGCCACUAUGAUUGCCCCAAUGGAUUUUGACGAUCUUGAUGAUUUGGAUCAAAGUAUAGAAAUAGGACAUACUCGAAAACGUAUCUGUAGGAUCUCAUCAAGUGAAAACAGCGAAGUUGAUCAGUGCGAUAGUUUUAGAAAUGAUAAUUACAUGUGGAAAGCUGAAAAUCAUACGCCAAUUAUACAUGAUUUUUCAAGUGUGGGUGGUGCAACUGUUAGUACGCAAAACCUGUCAAGAAGGGAAGUUUUUGAAUUAUUUUUUAACGAAGAAUUAGUUACAAAGCUAGUUACAGAAACAAAUAAACAUGGAGAAACCGAUGCAAAUUUUAUGCCUCUUUCAGAAGAUGAACUAAAAGUAUUUAUUGCUUUAAACAUUUUAAUGAAUUUAGUUUCUAAACCAAAUAUUCAGAGUUAUUGGACUGUAGAUCAAAGCAUAGAAACACCAUAUUUUAAGAAUAUUAUGGGCUGUAAGCGAUUUGUUUCUAUCGCUAAAAAUCUACAUUUUUCCAGUAAUAAUAAUUCUAAUGAUGCACUCACAAAAAUCCGAGAAGUUAUUCAAAUAAUAAAAAAGACUUUCAUUAGUAUGUAUGUACCACGUAAAAACAUUUCGAUUGAUGAGUCAUUAAUGCAAUGUAGAAGCUGUUUACAUUAUAUUCAAUUUAUUCGAACAAAACAAGUAAGAUUUGGUGUUAAGUUUUAUAAACUGUGUGAUUUGAAAUCGAGAUACAUACACAAUUUCAAUAUAUAUACAGAAAAAGAUAAAAGUGAUACCGGAUCUGCUAGCAGAAAUGUUGUGAUGAAUUUGUUGGAAGAGAGUGAGUUAUUGCACAAAGGAUAUUGUUUAUUUAUUGAUAAUUGGUACAGUUCACCGAAAUUGUAUUGAAAAUUACAUGACACGAAAACAAACGUAUGUGGAACUGCGAGAAUUAAUAGGAAACAAAUGCCUUGAGAACUAAAAGUACACCAAUUACAAAGGGGAGAAGCUGUAGUAUAUUCUACAAGAGAUAUAGCGGCGAUAAAAUGGAAAGAUAAAAAAGAUGUCAUUUUACUAACAACUAUGCAUAGUUUAGAAUUUGCUGAAACGGAGAAAACAGACCGAUAUACUGGACAAAAAUGUGUAAAACCAACAGUCGUAAUUGAUUAUUAUCAGAAUAUGGGUGGAGUUGAUGUUGACGAUCAAAUAUUAAGUACAUUUCAUACUAUGCGAAGAUGUAAAGAAGUCUAUAAGAAAAUAUUUUUUUACCUCAUAGACAUGAUGUUACUAAACAGUUAUGUAAUUUUUAAAAAUCAUAAAAAGGAUCGAGCUUUUCAUAUUGUUAAACAACAAUUAGCCGAAGAAAUUAUUGGCGAAUAUUUACCAAAUAUAAAAGUGAGGCAUCUACCGAUUCGAUAAUGCGAUAUACUGGCAGGCAUUUUCCUAUUCGGAUACCUCCAAUUCGAGCAAAGGGAAGCAGAACGUCAAAGCGAUGUGUUGUAUGCUUAUCUAAACAUACUCGAAGAGAAACGGUCUUCAAAUGCCAUAUUUGCGAUGUACCAUUAUGUAUUGACCAUUUUAAAGAAUUCCAUGAGAAAUAAUAUGAUUUAAUUUCCAUUUUAAUCUAAAUAA